CCUCUGGGUGAGGCAGAGAGCCACCCCCAAACCAGCGCUGUCGAUGGACUGUCUCCCUCGGGAGGCGCCUGCGGCCCCUCCCACGCGUUCACGGUGGGACCGGCCCCGCCCGGCGGCGGCAGCUCCACCUCGCUCCUGAGAGGAGCUCCACCGCCCUGCCCUCAGCCCCCGCCUGCGGCACCGGCCGCCCCGGCCCUGCCUCAAGAUGGCGGCUGGGCGCGGAGCCAGAGCGGGACGCGCUCACGGCGGGAGGAAAUGACAUCAGCGCCGGACCUCGCGAAACACUCGCUUCGCCUCACUGGCGGCUACAGUGACCCUGCUUGCACUUCCGGUGCGCGACAGGGCCGCUCUGUACGACCGUCUCUGCUGCCGCGGCGGACUCGGAGCUGCCUGGGCCGCCGCCAUGACCAGAUGGGCUCGCCGAAACGGCGCUCCCGGGGAAAAGGCGCUGCAUGCGACCCCCUGGGAGGAGAUGGUGAGCGGCCGCGGGGGGCGGGGGGGCCGCUUGGGCCCUCUCUGCCUGAAGAAGGAGCAAGAGAAGAGGAAGAAGAAGAACAAAAAGAAAAAGGACUAUCUGAACGAAGACGUGAAUGGGUUUGCGGCCUAUCUGAAGCAGAGCUCCGGGGGUGGUGAAGUGGCCGAAGCCGGCAGCGCCGAGUUAGAGAGGGAGGUAGCAAUAGCCUUGAAGAAGGACAAGCGGCGGGAGGAUAGGAGGCUGAAGAGGCAAGAAAUGAAGAAAAAUGCAAUGGUGUGUUUCCACUGUAGAGAACCUGGCCAUGGUGUUGCUGAUUGUCCUGCAGUACUUGAAAGUGAAGAUAUGGGUACAGGAAUCUGUUACCGGUGCGGAUCCACAGAACAUGACAUCAGCAAAUGCAAAGCAAAAGUAGAUCCAGCGGUUGGAGCAUUUCCAUACGCGAAAUGUUUCAUCUGUGGUGAGAUGGGGCAUCUGUCAAGGUCAUGUCCAGAUAAUCCCAAAGGAUUGUAUGCCGAAGGUGAUGGCUGCAGACUUUGUGGUUCUGUGGAGCACUUCAGAAAAGACUGUCCGGAAAAACAGAACUCAGUUGCAGGGUGGUGGUACUGGCAGCUUUUAAAAACUCCGUGUGGAGGCACGUGUUCAAGACAGGAGAGAAGGAGGGGACAGGAGAUCUGUACAGCUGGGUUCACAAGCGAAUAAGCUGCUUACAUGUUCUUCAGUUAUCUGUGUGGGUGGAAAAGUAACAUUAUAUACAAAAAAACACUGCUAAGGAAGGCAAAAGCAUCAAACAAGGGUUUGAAGAAUGAUGCUGUUCCUGAAAUGGUGACAAGUUUGUGCAUUUUUCUACUUCGUUUGUAUGGCUUAUAGAACUUUUGGGUUAAUGAUAUACCACUUUUGUGAAAUUGAUGUAAGAAAUAUUUAUGGAGGUAAUAGAAGCCCAUACUUUUGUAGCCUUUUUCUGUAUCUGAUCUUAUAUAUAUGAUAUUGUUGCAUCUGAGACCGUGUGUAACAUUCUAGAUGUAUGCUGCUUUGCUAGUUUAGAGCAAGUGAGAUUGAGUCUUAACUGGUCUGACAGAAGUUUCUGAUACAAAAAGACUCUUUAAAAUUUCCCCAAACUCAUCAGCCAUAGCAGAUUGUUGGGCAGUGCCCACUCAGAUGACUGCUGAGUUGAAAGCCUGUAACAUAGCCCUUGUUGGAUUUCUGCACGCCACGUUUACGGCAAACUGCCUUUGUGUGGUUAACGCUUUCUGUAAGUCAAAAACCCGUACGGAUGCAGUAGGAGAAAAGAAACAUUUGUAGAUAACGGCAUUGCCCAAAGCUGGGCCAGCUGUAACCUGGGAAUGGGAGUCCUCAGUUGUUAGUGCCGUCCAGCUAAAGGAGAGGAGAUCUGGUACGUGAGGAGACAGGAAAGCAACCUGUAAGAGCUGGUGCCUUUGCAUGGCAGGGUGUAGCCAUUAGGCUCACUUGGUCCCACCUCUGCACCGCAAAAGAUGCGACAGGGCUGUGAGCCAGAGGCUGGUGUUCAAAGCCCUUUCUGAAAUACCGGUGUGCAUGUGUACGUGACAAUGGGAACUACCAAAUGCCAGUUUGUAAAGCCACUGUCUUUGUGCAGACAAGGAAAAAAAAAAAAAAGGGCAAGUGUCUCUGUUCCCUUGCAGUAGGGCUCUAAAUUAUAUGUGAAGCAGAGAAGCAGAACUGGAAUUUUUUUCUCCCUUUCUUGGAGAAGUUUUAUGUCCCUAGUGAAGACUGACAGCUGCUGUUCAAUUUCCCAAGGGACAUCUUAGUCCUUAGACUGAUGUUUGAAAACUAGUAUUGCUGGUUAAAAAUAGCUGAAUCAAUUGGAACUGUGACACCAUUGGUAAGAAUUGUAAUAUUCUUUGAUAUCAAUUUGCAUGAUGGAGAGUACUUCUAGGUAGACUACAGGCAGAUAGCUGGCAAAGAAGUUUAGGCACUACAGCUUAUAAUUUCUUUGGGUGGAGUUAUUUGGUCUGCUUUAAUAUGCAGAAAGUAAUCCAAGCAAAAAGAUGGUGUUGAUUAUAUGCAGGGAUGUGAAUUGAGAAAUGUAAAUUUUUCUCUAUUGUGCUUCUUCAAGUUUAGCUUUUGAUUGAAAUAUUCUGAAAUCUUCAUCAUAAGACUUAUUAGGACUUGAGAGAGUUAACGUCUGCCUACUCUUUGAAUGUUUCUUUGCACAGUCAAACAAGAAAAAACAGCUGUGUGGGUGAAGAAAGGGAGCUUAGAAAACAGUUUUUAAAAAGAGUUGCAUAAGGAGAGUUGGCUUCAGAGCUAGAACUAAACAAAUAGUUUUGGUGAAUCAAUGACAGGCCUUUGCUGGCCAAAUCUUUCUCAAAUGUGCAAGUUUGAUGCAAUGGUAAUGCUUAGCCUUUCCAUGAUCUCUUGUCUCUCAC
Grus americana (Whooping crane) is the source of this 2880-nucleotide messenger RNA. RefSeq names its product zinc finger CCHC-type containing 9 (gene ZCCHC9). The record is from RefSeq and is a predicted model, not a curated record. The transcript has 6 exons. The coding region runs from base 404 to 1174 and encodes 256 amino acids. Lineage: Eukaryota; Metazoa; Chordata; Aves; Gruiformes; Gruidae. Gene Ontology annotation, molecular function: zinc ion binding; nucleic acid binding.